Racocetra fulgida is the source of this 208-nucleotide messenger RNA. The record is from the annotation of a GenBank genome assembly. NCBI's taxonomy places the organism in Eukaryota, Fungi, Glomeromycota, Glomeromycetes, Diversisporales, Gigasporaceae.
ACCAUCCAAAUCCUCUACUUCACAACAUCCCAAGGAUACUACCAAUCAAACCUUCACAUCUAAGUCUAACCAAGAUCAAACAUCUUCUUCUGAACUUAAUGAAGAUGAUGAUGAUAUUGUUAUGACAGAUUCAAAUGGCGAUUCUACUAUCAAUGUAAAUGACCAAACUACUGAUAAUAAAAACUCCAACCCCAACAAAAACUUAUAA